Messenger RNA from Xenopus laevis (African clawed frog), 1275 nucleotides. RefSeq lists its product as hypothetical. Gene Ontology annotation, molecular function: oxidoreductase activity. Lineage: Eukaryota; Metazoa; Chordata; Amphibia; Anura; Pipidae. The record is from RefSeq and is marked predicted.
GGUUCAGUCAGCCCAAAAUCUCCCUGGAACACCAUGCCUGGUUCAAAGAAGUUGGGUGAAGGAUCGAACCUGCAUGACAAGGACAACUGCAUUCAGUUGAAUGAUGGGAGGUGGAUGCCCGUUGUAGCAUUUGGCACCUUUUACCCAUUCACUUUUCCAGGAGCUCCAACUGCAAAUCCGGAAAUUUGCGCUGGCACCAAGCAAGAAACAGAGCAGAGUUUCAUUGACAAUGUGAAAGAGGCCACAAAAUUGGCUCUGGACCUUGGAUACCGCCAUGUAGAUGGAGCCUUUUUACAGCUCAGAGACAGGUGUUGGACAGGCCUUCCAUGAGAAGUUUGCUGAUGGGACUUUGAAGAGAGAAGAUCUGUUCUACACAUCAAAGCUUUGGAACACAUUCCACCAACCUCACCUUGUCCGCCCAGCUCUGGAAAAGACUCUCUCCUUCCUCAAGAUGGAUUAUAUAGACCUGUAUCUUAUACACAUGCCAAUGUCCUUCAAGCCAGCAGCAGUGCUCUUUCCAAAGAAUGAAGAUGGGACAUGUGCCUUUGACCAGCCUGACCUACUACAGACAUGGCAGGAGCUGGAGAAGUGCAAAGACGCAGGACUGGUCAAGUCCAUUGGAGUCUCCAACUUUAACCGCCGGCAGCUGGAGAUGAUCCUGAACAAGCCUGGGCUGAAAUACAAACCUGUCUGUAACCAGAUUGAGUGUCACCCAUAUCUUAACCAAAAACAAAUGCUGGAGUUUUGCAAGUCUAAAGACAUCGUUGUUGUUGCUUAUGGAGUUCUGGGAUCCCCAGGGGCCGGGAAAUGGGUGGAUCAGAGUUGCCCUGUCCUCUUAGAAGAUCCAGUCCUUGUUUCCAUUGGUAAAAAGUACCAGAAAAGCCCUGCUCAGGUGUCCAUGCGCUACAUGAUUCAGAGAGGGUGUGUGGCCAUCGCCAAGAGCUUCAACCCUCAUCGCAUGAAACAAAACAUAGAGGUAUUUGACUUCCAGCUCAGCAAAGAAGAGAUGGAGGCCAUUGAUGGGCUGAACAAAAAAAUGCGCUACUGGAAGUUCUCAGACUGGGAAAAGCACCCCCAGUAUCCAUUUCAUUCACAGUACUGAGGAUUAAAUGUAGAACAUUCCGUGUAUUGGAGAGACAGACGCACGGCUGAUGCUGCUUCCCAGAAACACAUGUCGAAUGAUUUGAUUUGCACCCGCUCUGCACCCUGGGAUUUAUUCUGGCUGCACUCUGAUCCGAUGUAUCCCAAUUAUUGCAUGAUUAAAUCUAUAUCCAA